Echinops telfairi (small Madagascar hedgehog) is the source of this 5044-nucleotide messenger RNA. RefSeq names its product angel homolog 2 (gene ANGEL2). Gene Ontology annotation, biological process: 3'-UTR-mediated mRNA stabilization. The transcript has 9 exons. The coding region runs from base 1514 to 3082 and encodes 522 amino acids. Lineage: Eukaryota; Metazoa; Chordata; Mammalia; Afrosoricida; Tenrecidae. The record is from RefSeq and is a predicted model, not a curated record. Gene Ontology annotation, molecular function: 3'-5'-RNA exonuclease activity; mRNA 3'-UTR binding.
UACCACCUACUGGGUAUUUUUCUUAGGGAGAAAAAAAAGCUAUAGAUUACUACCCACGUUAAUGUUGCCCCGAGCAAUAUCGGAAAUCUUCAGGAUGUCGUACUGAUGUUGCUUUUGUCAUGCCCCCCCCCCUUACACUUGAAAAUAAAUUCUUAGAUAAUAAAAUUCAAAAAAAGGUGUCUGUCGUAUAAAGUAGACGUUCGAACUAGGGGCGCACAGCGCAAUCUUGUUUCCAAAGGCAUGGGGAUCCGCUUUCACACCUGGAGGCCUGGGACUGCAGUUCCCUGGGACGUUUUCUGCGUGACAGCUGUGUGCCAGGCGCUGUGCUGCAAGCGGAGACUUGAUUCGGAAAGAGCACGUUGUCUUAAGGGGAAAUGACAUCUGUCUACCAAGCACCAAACCCACUUUCCUGGAAUAGAUUCGACUCACAGGGAGCCGAUGGGGCAGCGUAGACCUGCCACGCCGAGCUCCAAGGCUGUAACUGUCUGAGGAGCUCACGGCCACAUCUUUGUCCCGCAGAAUGGUCGGUGGAGUGAACCGCCCUCAGAUACUUUAACGUCUGUGCCACCGGGGCUCCUUAUAGUAUCUGUAUAAGUGAUAGGAAAUGUCGAGGGUAAGCGCGGUAGUAGCAGCGUUUCAUUUCCAUACAGUAGCUUAUUAGAAUAGGUGCUUAUUAGAGUAGGUGCUGACAUCUAUGACUUUGGGAGUUAUCUCAGGACAGACUGCCAUGUGUUGCCUUUAAAAAUUAAGAAGUCAGUUGUAUUUAUAGAGAAUAAUUGGAGAAUGCAUGAACUGAAAAAAAUAUAUAGUAGAACAUGGAAACAAAAAGCAAGUAAGAGAUGCAAUUUGCCUCACAUUCCUUCGGGGUUGGAAAUGGCUGUUGUUACCCCUGUCUUGGAAAAGUACCUUGAAUGUAGUCUGGUAGAAAGGAUAAGACCAAGUGUUUGUUUGAGCCUCAGCAUUUUGCCAGAAGAUUAUAGUAUGAAGAACAUGGUGCAUAAGUGGCAUUGCUUCGUAAGCCAACUUGUUAGUACCAUUUUGAAGAUGUUUGGGGUGAUGGGUUCUUGGUGCUAUUGGCGGUGGAAUGUUACUGAAGUCCUAGUACACAGUCUCUAUUCUCUUCCCCAAGGGGUGGCAUGGGCUUGCUUGCUUUUCGAAAAAAAUGGAAAAAGAAACUAUCCACCCACUGAUUAGCAAGAGAAAGUAAUUUUGUGAUGCUGUGAUGGGCAUUUUCCCCCCCUUGGAUCUACAACUGUUGGGAAAAGCUAACAUUGGUAUAGAAACUGCUGAGAAAGGCGUGUUAUUAUUAUUUUUUUAAUCCCAAACCCAAGUUGUAAGCAGAGCUUUACUGAAAUUGCAUUCAGAUAUAUGUUCCAUAUUUGGUGUAAGUGUCAUGCUUGUUGUGGAUUUCAUUCUUCCAUUGAGUUUUAUUAGGUGCUAGAAAGCUGCUCUGAAUACGUUUGAUGGUUGAUUCAUCCCCAAGGUGAACUGUGGACUUUUUAAAGGAUACCCCAUGUUACCCCAUCACCCGAGGAGUCUGGCCAGAGACUGGACGACACCGUGGGAGAAUCUGCAGAGGUGUUGCUGGAACAGACAUAUUUCUAGUUGUAUGAGGUGGCCUGGACAUUAUUCUCGUGCUCCUUAUCCAUACUUCAGUAGUAGGCAUUUCUCACUCAAUUGGAGACCAGCUUGUUUGUUUGAGUCUAGAACUCAGUUUCAGUACUUAUACUGGAGACCUGACCACCUGAGCCAGACUUCUUUGAUCCAUCUCUCUAGUUACAGCAUGAACUCUGAGGGAGAUGAGCCUUCAUCCAAACGAAGAAAACACCAAGGCACAAUAGAACGGCAGUGGGAAUAUAUAUAUAGCCAUAAUAAAGAAAACACGAAGAUCCUAGGAGACAAAAAUGGCGACCCCAAUUGUGAAGACAGUGAGAACCAGUUUGACUUUUCAGUGAUGUCCUAUAAUAUACUGUCACAAGACUUAUUGGAAGACAAUUCACACCUCUACAGACACUGCCGACAGCCAUUAUUGCACUGGAGUUUUAGGUUUCCCAAUAUUCUGAGAGAAAUUAAACACUUUGAUGCAGAUGUACUUUGUUUGCAAGAAGUUCAAGAAGACCAUUAUGGAACAGAGAUCAGGCCAAGUUUGGAAUCACUGGGUUAUCACUGUGAAUACAAGAUGCGGACAGGAAGGAAGCCUGAUGGCUGUGCCAUUUGCUUUAAACAGUCCAAAUUUUCGCUCUUAUCAGUGAACCCAGUGGAGUUCUACCGCCCUGACAUUCCUCUAUUGGACAGAGACAAUGUUGGAUUAGUGUUGCUCUUGCAACCCAGAAUCCCAUCUGCUGCCUCUCCUGCAAUCUGUAUAGCUAACACACAUCUGCUGUAUAACCCAAGGCGGGGAGAUAUUAAGUUGACCCAGUUGGCAAUGCUACUGGCAGAGAUUUCCAGUGUUGCCCACCAGAAAGAUGGCAGCUUCUGCCCUAUAGUGAUGUGUGGUGACUUUAAUUCCGUUCCUGGUUCUCCACUCUACAGCUUUAUAAAAGAAGGAAAAUUGAAUUAUGAAGGACUUGCUAUAGGAAAGGUAUCUGGCCAGGAACAGUCUUCACGGGGACAAAGAAUUUUAUCUAUUCCAAUUUGGCCCCCAAACCUAGGUAUCUCACAGAACUGUGUGUAUGAGGUACAGCAGGUACCAAAAGUAGAAAAGACAGAUGACAAUCUGACACAACCACAGCUUGAGAAGACAGAGGUCAUUGUGGCAGCUGGGAAAUUAUCUUCAUAUUUGCAGCAUCAUUUCAGCUUGUCGUCUGUUUAUUCACAUUACUUUCCUGACACUGGAAUUCCAGAAGUGACCACUUGUCACUCCCGAAGUGCCGUAACUGUGGAUUACAUUUUCUACUCUGCACAAAAGGAAGAUGUUGCUGGGGAACCAGGAGCGGAAGUUGCUUUGGUUGGUGGCUUGAAACUGCUCGCUAGACUGUCACUUCUUACAGAACGAGACUUGUGGACUGUUAAUGGACUUCCAAAUGAAAAUAACUCUUCCGAUCAUCUGCCUUUAUUGGCGAAGUUCAGACUUGACCUCUGACUCUUCUUUCAUUACCUACAUAAUUUGCUGUCUUUCUUUUCAAAGACUGUACAGUUGUAAAGCAUUUGCAUGUUAUUUUUUGUGUUGAAGUGUUUCUGAAGAGGUUAUGUUAAAUACUUAAAGCAGGCACAUUUUUUUUUUCAUAAAGAAAAAAUAUUUUGAUUGUCAAAGAAAUUUUUUUUUUUUUACUUCAAAUUAUAUUUAUUUGGGUGUUGAGAAGAUUAAACAGCAAAACCCACAGCAACAGUUUCUACAUGUACAUCGGAGGGACACUGACCUUCUUCAGGUUGUGUGGCUCUUCCUUCUUGAGUGCUUCUUCCCCAUUAACACAGAUUCACUGCCCUCGAAGGUUCCUCUCGAAUCUUUUCAAGUUGCUGUCAAUUUGAUUCCAUAGAAUUCUUAAAAGUGCAUAAUGCUCAAGGCUGAUCUUUUCUAACUUGUUAAGCGAAGCUAUUGUUGUUGCGUAAUGUUUUUUAUUGUAAAUUCUAGUAAAAUUGACUGGGAGUUUUAAAUAGUAUUCUUAAGUCCUCUUAGUAAAGAAUUUCAUGUUUUGGCCACCUUUCGAGUGGAUCUAAAGUAUCUUUUUGAGUUUUUGUCCACCCCACCUAGUUCACCUUUCCGGAAGGUUUGAUGCCAGUGAGAGAGCCUGGUUGAGCCCUAUCAGUUCAUCUCGGAAGUCACUGCAUCGAGUGUCUGACCAUUUUAGAUCAGUUGUGAAGGGACAUGAAAAUGUAAAUCCAUUGUCUGACUUGCCUAAACCAUUUGCUCUGCCUGCAUUUUGAGGCAAGGGGUGGGGGUAGGGGAAUAGGUAGGAGGUAUGGGCCACCAUGACUAGUAGUAACCAGUAAGUGGCACUUUCUUUACACAGCCCACCUUCUGCCCUGCAGCUGAAGAGAGCCUGAGAGGGCAGAGAUGCUGGGGUUGUUGUACAUGUUUCCGUAGCAAUUUUAUUCUCUUUCUAUUCAGCUUCAAAAUAAGAUCACUAGUUUAGGGGAGUUAUUGAACUUAACAAAGCAAUUCUAUAGACAUCUAUUUUAUUAGGAAAAUUGCCUUUGGAACAAAGUGGCAGCUAUAAGAUGAUUUUUGUUAUGGCUCAGCAAUGUUUCAGAAACAUGCAAAACUCUGGUAGGGAGGUAGCACUUAGAGGCAGAUUAUUCUGAAGUAGUAAUUUCAAUUCCUGGUUUCGGUGACUUGGCUUCUAAAAUGUUUUGUACGCUUUCACAGUGUUUCACCAGCGCGAAGGGAUGGUGCUGGCACUUGUUACAGGAGCAGUUAAAAGCAGGUCUAAUCAGCUUGCAGUUGACUCUACAUAAGUGUUUGCAUCAAAAAUUUGAAAACAGUAAAAAAUACCUCUUUUAGGGAUUGGGAUUGAAAAAAUUAAGGGCAUUUCUACUAAGCUUACACUGAAUUGUACAAGUUUUCACAGUGUCUUUUCUUAAGAGAAUGUAACAUUUUAAGUGAGAAGGCUAAUAGUUCAUAGUCUUGGAUUUUAAAAUUUUUUGUACCAAAGAACUUAGUUAUUUUUUUUAAAAUGAAAUGACCCCAAAGAUUGCAUGUGGGUGGAAAAAGAUUUGCCUAGUAAAAAUUGGAAUAAGUGAGUAUUUUGAAAACUUUCUCACUAUUUGGUUUUUAUUUACAGUAUUAGCUUAUAGCCCUAUGCUUUUAUACAUUUUCUGGUGAUGGUAGAAUAUUCUUAUAUGUUGAUCUAGUCAUCAAAUUUUAAUAGGUGGCCUAAUUAUCCUUCUUAGUGUUGGGAAAAGAAACAUGGAACUCAUUUGAUUAAUCAUUGCUUUGGAAUAUGUGAAUUUAUCAACAGCUAACAAUAUAGAGAACAUUGCUCACAAAUUAAUGUCCCUCAAAAUCUGUAUGAAAAUUUUUAUAUCCUAAUAUAUGUGCUUUUAGGCCUUUUUGUAUGUGUGUGUGCUUCACUUUGUGAAUUCAUAAAGUUGCUUUCUUAGAGAA